Drosophila rhopaloa is the source of this 2114-nucleotide messenger RNA. Its product is annotated as UPF0565 protein C2orf69 homolog. Bases 543 to 2114 code for a protein of 523 amino acids. Gene Ontology annotation, cellular component: mitochondrion. Lineage: Eukaryota; Metazoa; Arthropoda; Insecta; Diptera; Drosophilidae. The record is from RefSeq and is a predicted model, not a curated record. The transcript is spliced from 6 exons.
CUUUGAAGAGAGCGGUAUUAUAAGCUUAGCUGCAGUUUCGAUAAGGCUUGCCCUUUAAAUUAGUUUACUUUUUUUAGCUUUCAGGAUGAUUCAGAUAUCCUAUUUGAAAAUUAAUUUUUAAGCAAAGCAAUAAGUUGUAUUAGUUAGCUUUAGGCACUCUUAGAAGGUUUAAAAAGGGGAAGAAAAAUUGUACUUAAUGGAAUCCGAAUAAAAUACAAAUAAGAGGGUUAGUAAUUUCAAUUAGGUCAACCAUUUAUAUGAUUUGUGAAUUCAAAAAUUAUUAUUUCUAUUAAUAACGUUAUACUCUUUAAAAUCCCAUACUCAACCCAUUUAAUCUAUAAUCAGUCAAGGCAUUUGCAAUCUUUCUUCAGAAACCAUUGCAAAGAAGCAAUCAGGAAAGGGAUUUAUACUUACAAAUAUUCUCUGACAAUUCGAGGGAGAUUUGAAUACCAGGUUUUGCGUGUGUGCUGUGCAAAUGAUGCUCCGAUAGGUGUUUCGAUCAUACAUCGUGCCAAGCAAAGCGGAUCCGUAACUUCGAGGGCAUGCUUGGCGGCGGCAGCGGGGAGCGUCUGUGCACGCCAAGCACUUCGGCCGGCCCCUUCCGCAUCUUCUCCGUGGCCGGAUUCCAGAACCGGGCCAAUGACAUUGUCUACUGCCCGCCAAUCGUGCGGCAGCAUUCAGUGCACGUGCCGGAAGACUCAACGGCCAUCAUCUACUUUGGCGGCGAUGUGCAGGACUUCCCGGAGAGUAUGGAGACGAACCGUGACAGUAGGGGCUAUAUGAAGUACAACCUCGAGAACUCAGCCAUCCUUCUGCGCGAGGCCUUUCCCAGGUCACACAUCAUCGUCAUCCGGCCAGUGCGCAUGGAGUUCAAGACAUUCAGCUGCUUCGACAACUUUGUGAGGGGCAACAAUGCUGGAGUUCCGGAUCAUACGCCCAUGAACCAUGCCCUCCAGCAUCUGGAAAAACUGCUCCAGAAUCUGUCGCAGCGGCUAAUUUCUAUACCCGAGAACGAAAUUCUCGAUCAGGCGGCCCAAGCGGCGGCAGCUGCGGCGGCGGUGGCUGCUGCUGCUGCGGCCGCUGCACUGACGCUAUCCAACGCCACGGUCAACUCGGAGUCCAACUCGCAAUCGGCACCGGCCAACGACAGCAGCCAGGAGAUGGACAUUGACAUACUGCAGGUGCAGGAGAAUAUCACAGUGGAUGCGGACGGGGCAGUUAUAUUUCCCAUUGUGGGCGGUGAGGCGCCGGAGACGGUGAACAAUGUGUCCGGAAAUAAUGGUAACAUCGGCGGCGGUGGCAACGAUGAAAGCGUCAACAACCACCAAGAGCAGGUGAACAACCAGCAGCUGCAACAGCAGCAGACGGCGGCGGCCAUUAAGAUGACUUCUCCCACAGCAGCGCUAAAUGCCACCAACAACGUGGAACACUACAACAACGAUUGUGCCACGAGGCCUGUUCCUGCUACCACUGCAACAUCAGCUUCGGCAACGGCAACUUCUACAUCCACAGCCACCAGCGACAGUAAUCCGCUGUGGUGGCGGGAGAACCUCAAUCUGGACAAGUCCAAGCUGGUCCUGAUUGGCUUCAGCAAGGGCUGCGUCGUGCUCAAUCAAUUCAUCUACGAGUUUCACUAUCUGAAAACCCUGACACCCGACGACAGCAGCAUGUGCCGACUGCUCUCCCGCAUCUCGGACAUGUACUGGCUGGAUGGCGGGCACGGGGGCCAGAAGAACACAUGGAUCACCUCCCGCAGUCUACUGGAGACGCUCACGCGCAUGGCAGGAAUGAACAUCCACGUACACCUGACGCCCUACCAAGUUCAGGAUGACCGCCGACCCUGGAUUCGCAAGGAAGAGAAGCUGUUCACGGAGAUGCUGAGGCGGCUAAAUGCGCCGAUCACCCGUCACCUGCACUACGACAACCAGCCGGCAAACCUAAUGACCCACUUUGAGGUGCUUCAGGCCUUCUGCCAGCAUGUCCAUGCUCUGAACCAGCAGCAACAGCAGCUCCAGCAGCAACAGGGACUGGGAAUCAGUGAGCAGUUGGCGGCGACGGUGGCCACCAACAAUGGUAGCAACAGUCUGUUGGAAGCCGGCGAGGAGGCAAAGUGA